CCCCACUCGCGGAACAGUGGAGCAGAGAAGAUCGGAGGCAUUAAAACGAGCCCUCGCCUCUUUCGAGGGCAGGCACUGCGUGUUCUUCGUCGGUCUCCGCUCCGGUGAUCUACCGAUCUAUCGGGCUUCCCGGUCGUUUCUGUUCGUUUCGUAAGCUAGCACAAUGUCGACUGUUUCCCUCUCAUCUGCCUGCUCACUGAGGAGCCAUGUCAUGCUCCAGCCGUCCUCUCAGCUGAUUAAGACCCCGUCAUCACUGAGCUCCUUGAAGUGCAUCUCAAAGGCAUCGGCCCUCAAGGUAUCCAACAACUUUAGGGCGUCAGCCAUGGCAGUGUACAAGGUGAAACUGAUCGACCCAGAAGGGGUUGAAUACGAAUUUGAAGCUUCAGACGAUACCUACAUUCUCGAUGCAGCUGAGGCUGCCGGAGUGGAGCUGCCAUACUCCUGCCGAGCCGGGGCAUGUUCUACAUGCGCUGGUCAAAUGGUGUCCGGCGAAGUCGAUCAGUCAGAUGGCUCCUUCCUUGAUGAAACACAAAUGGGAAAGGGUUAUCUCCUGACUUGUGUCUCUUAUCCGAAAUCCGAUGUUGUUAUCCACACUCACAAGGAAGGCGAACUCUAUUGAUCGGGUGCAUUCAGUCCGUCAUUCUUUCUUUAGCGUGCCUGAAAUGAAUAAGACACGGAGUCAAUUAGGGUUCAUUUGCUAAGUUAGAUUUGCGAACUUCAUUGUUUGUGUUGUUGCUUAUAUUAUACUGUUCAGGCUUUAAAAGUCUAAAAUUUCAAUGCAAUUCGUGGUAGCAAGCCCAAUGUUUUUUUUUUUAAAAAAAAAAUAAUUAUGUUGAAUUCAGGUUUGUUUAUGAUAUUUUAAUUGUAGUCUCAUAAAUUAUAGAUUGCCAUA
Molecule: messenger RNA, 892 nt
Organism: Zingiber officinale
Lineage: Eukaryota; Viridiplantae; Streptophyta; Magnoliopsida; Zingiberales; Zingiberaceae
Product: ferredoxin, root R-B2-like
Exons: 2
Coding region: 164-619 (151 amino acids)
Biological process (GO): electron transport chain
Molecular function (GO): 2 iron, 2 sulfur cluster binding; electron transfer activity
Source: RefSeq, a predicted model, not a curated record